Molecule: messenger RNA, 907 nt
Organism: Anarrhichthys ocellatus (wolf-eel)
Lineage: Eukaryota; Metazoa; Chordata; Actinopteri; Perciformes; Anarhichadidae
Product: olfactory receptor 10G7-like
Exons: 1
Biological process (GO): G protein-coupled receptor signaling pathway; detection of chemical stimulus involved in sensory perception of smell
Cellular component (GO): membrane
Molecular function (GO): olfactory receptor activity; G protein-coupled receptor activity; odorant binding
Source: RefSeq, a predicted model, not a curated record
UCUGACAUUCACACUGUUUCUGCUCCACUUUGUUUCCUGCAGAUCUAUUGUGUUCAUUUCUAUGGAAGUGUUGAAUUGUUUACCUUAGGAGUCAUGUCUUAUGAUCGAUACCGUGCUAUCUGUUGUCCUCUACAUUAUAAUAAACAUAUGACUUCCAGCAAGGCAGUAAUCCUGACUGUGUUCGUGUGGUUGUACAGUGCACUUGCAACUGUUGUCAUGAUGUCUUUGAGUGUUCCGUUACAGCUGUGUGGGAACACAAUUCAAAAAGUCUACUGCGACAAUUACUCUGUUGUUAAACUGGCGUGCUCUGGCACUUUAGUCAAUAACACGCAUGGACUUGUUUACAUGUUUACAGUAAUAUUUGCUCUUAUAAUUCUAAUCCUUUACUCUUACGUGAGGAUCUUUACAGUUUGUUUCUCUGGUUGUAAACAGACCAGACAGAAAGCUGUCAGUACCUGCACACCUCACCUCGCUUCUCUGCUCAACUUCUCCUUUGGAGCUUUCUUUGAAAUAGUGCAGAGCAGAUUUAAUAUGAACGGUGUUCCCAACAUGUUAAGAGUGUUUUUAUCAUUAUACUGGCUGACAUGCCAACCCCUCUUCAACCCUUUAAUAUACGGACUGAACAUGUCCAAGAUACGCAUCAUAUGCAACAGUCUUGCUUUUGGUAAAAGAAUGUAGAAUACUUACUGUAUCAUCUGUCAUCUAACACAUGUGUUGCUAGAAAGAUGCCCUGAUGAGAGCCGUGUUCACAGUGAUGAUACCUGUGUAAUGUGUGCAUUGAAUGUGUCCCUGUGAUGUCAAAUCAAACAUGUAAAUGAAGUUGAUUUGAAUCUUCCACAGACUCUAAACAAAAUACACAAGAUGAAUUCUUCCAUCUUUAAAGACUGAUUUCUGGGACUGUGUCGCU